CUAUCUGAUAAUCCAAAAAUUCAAAAUUCAAUUCGUAUUCGAUUCGAAAAUUUAGGAUAACCUAUUCAAAAAUUUCGGAUAUCAGAUAUCGAAAAUUUUGAUUUCGAAGUCGGAUAUCGGAUCGGUAUCCUAUCCAAAGAAACAUUUUUUUUUAACAUUUUAAAAUAUUUUCAUAUUAUAACCCUAGUUUCUCCUCUAUUUUCUCUCGCCUAUCUCAUCUGACCUCACAGAUCUCCCUCUUCUCACUCCUCCACCGUCGUCCGUCGUUGAAACUCACAGCAUCACUCCUCCACCAUCCGCGACCUCCCUCACUCUUCCACCUGCGGGCUGCGGGGGCAAGAUUGGAGAAGAUCUAACAACGAUGACUGCUGACUGCUCCACCGCCGUCGAUAAUCUCACAGGCGAUUCACAAGCCGACAUUAUCAAUGCUCCACAGAAGAGUAUCGAUGAACCUGAUGUCGGAAUCCUCUGCUACAUCUCUCACCUUCCUGGUUUACGGGGCAUUCUCAAGCAAAGGUAUUCGGAUUUCAUUGUGAAUGAGGUUGAUUUGAAUGGAAAUGUUGUGCAUUUAACUUCAUUGCAUGUUUCUCCUAAGUUGGCUGAAAACAAGGAAGAGAUGGUAGCUGGGCAAUCAAAUAAAGUUACACUGAAGAAAUUGAAUCGUUUAGCCAUUAAAAAAACCCCGCAAUUACAGAAGUCGAAUAUAGGAUAUCUAACUUAUCCGAUCCGAAAAUUUCGGAUAUCCGACAUUUUCGGAUUAGAUAUGGAUAUCAAAUAUCCCGGAUUUUCGGAGACAGAUAACCGAUCUGAAAUCCAGUUUUGGAUCGAAAUCAGUUUUGGAUCGGAUAUUCGAUCCGUGCUCAGGCCUAUAUUUGAGUCGGUUUACAAUUUUAGUCGAUUUAAAAUUCCAACCAAAUUUGAGUCGGUUCCAAAAAUUUGGCCGGUACCCAUUUUAUUUUUUUUAAACCAUAUUUUUUCUUACCCCUUGUUUUUGCGAAGCUUGACCUAUUGUUAUGCCUUUUUAAUUUAACAUUUGAUAUUUUCUUGCACAAACUAUAAAUAAAAUUAAUUUAUUAUAGGAAAAAUUACUUUUAAUAAUCCAACCUUUGUCCGUUUCUCCCAAAAUAUAUUGAUCUUUUGAUUAUUCCAGAUUAAACCAACCUUUACCCCCCAUCUUCCCAUAUUGCACCUAGCAGGUAACUUAUCCGGUUCAACCAGUUGCUUGUCCUACGUGGCAGUGACCGUUUCUUUUUUUUUUUUUUUUUUUAAAUUUUAGUUCUUUUUAAAAGAAAUCCCCACCCCCCUUUCUUUUGACAACAAACCUUUGCAUUAGGGCAAAUCUGAUCUCUUCAAGCAUGUAGAUCAAGUGCUUUGUUCGAUGAUGUAACCAUUGAAUUGAAGGUCUCUGUCAUAUUGCUUAUAAUGGCAUUACACUUGACUGGUGUGUCAAGGAAAGCUCUGCAAAAUAACGCAAGAGUGUAACUCUUAAAUGCAGCAGCUGCAUUUGCAUAUAUCUUCUCCAACUGUUCUAACCCCUCAUUAUAAUCUGUCCUGUUGUAUGACUUAGCAAUUUUCCAAAACUGCAACUUCAACUCAUCUCCCUUAUGUGUGUUUGUGCCAAUGAGCAAACAUAUUCCUAGCAUAGUGCAUGUGAUCUGCUUUAAGGAGUACAAUCUUAACUCCAUUCAAAAUAGCCUAAUUGUGUACAACAAACACAAACCACAAUUACUAUCUAUUUUUAAGACAAAUAAAGGCAAAAAAAUAAAAUAAAUAAAUCAUAAGAAAUCACAAUGACAACCAUAAACUUACCAUGUGCUCAUCUGAAAUGAUGCAGAUACCUUCACCUUUUCCUAGCUCAAGGCAUCUCCACAAAUCUGGAAGAACCACUCCUAGGAGAAUGUAUUCUCUGCCCAUCCUAUGGGAUACAUUUGAUCGUUUCCAUCUCUGCCAACAGCAGUCAGAAGUUGGCCACCAAGAAAUGUCUUCAAGAAACAACCAUCAACACAUAUUACCUUUCUACAACCAGCUUUCCAGCCUAUUUGUAACCCCUCAAAGCAAGUAAACAGUCUUUGAAAGACUAGAUCAUGUGGCUGUUUUGUCAAGCUUGUCACAGUCACAAGUUCAACACAACUUCCUAGACUUGUUGCCUUCAAAGCAGCUAUGUACCCACCUAGCUUCCUAUAGUGUUCAUACAUGGACCCAUGCAGCAACUUAUGGGAUGCAUAUUUCACCUUGUAAGCAAAUGAUCUCUUAACCACAACAUUUAAAAGCCCUCCUCACAAUCUCAACAAUUUCUUUUGCUGGCUAGUGAGGUCUAUUCUUAAACACCUCAAGAAACUGUAUGUUUAGCCACCCAACUUGACUUCAACUGCCUAUUUUUUUUUCAUGUUUCUGUGACAGGUAUGUUCACUUUCAACUCUUCUCACCACAAAUGUAGCUCUCCUUGAAUUGAAUCCCAGCUAGCAUACAGAUAAAAAUUACAACCCUCCACACACCUAACAACUCCAUCUCAAAAAACAGAUUUCUACCUUGAAGAAUUACAUAUUUAACAACUCCAUCUCUAAAAUCUUCCCUAGAAGAUAGCCUUUGCCCUACUUUCCAAUUGAACACGUUGAAAUCAGUGUUAGCACUCACAAGAAUCCCAGACCUUUUCCUUCUCUCUUCUUUACCAUUAUCAUCACCACAUUCAGGUGGACUAAUCAGAUCAUCCUCACUUCCAUCACAUUCGCUCUCAUAACCCCCAUUGAUAGACUUACUUCCACCCUUUGUCAUAGUCUUAGUUUGCUGACUCACAAGCCUUCCUUCUGCUGCCUCUUGUUGUAGUUGUUCUGCUAUCUGCAAGGGCUUGUCAGUACAACUCUUCACCCUCUCCUUUGCAGUCUGAAACUCAUCAUCCUCUACAUCUGAUACAUACCAUCAUAAUCAUCUUCAUUCAACACCUAAUUCCACCAAUACUAGAAAAUAGGCCAUUUCCGACGGAAAAAUUCCAUCGAAAAACACUGUUCCGACGGAAAUUCCGUCGGAACGUGUUGUCGGAAGACCCUUUGUAGGAAAAAUGGCCUUAUUCGUCGGAACAGUGUUUUCCGACACAAUUUUUUCGUCUGAAGAGGUUUUUCCGGUACCGGAAAGUUCGUCGGAAAUUUCCGAUGAAAUUCAAAUAUGUCAGACGGAAAUUCCGUCAGAAACUCUUGCAAAAAAAAAAAAAACCAGGCACCACCCCUUCUAGCCCCAACCACCAUCAUCCACCCACCGUCGUACCUACCCCUUACCCAUCCACCACUACCCUUAGCUACCACCACCGAACCCUAACCCUUCUCCUUAACCCUUACCAACCACCCACCACCACCGAACCCUAACCCUUCUCCUUAACCCUUACACACCACCUACCACCACUGAACCCUAACCUAGAUUCACCAACCACCACCACAAAAACCACCCACACCAGCCCCUAACCUUGAUUCACCAACAACCACCAUCGAAACCACCACACCAGUCCCUAUCCCACCUUCACAGACCACCACCGACACCACCUCACCAAAAUUUAACCACAAAAAAUAAAAAAUUAACCCCAGAAAAACAUAAAUGAGCCCAAAAAUACGAAAAUUAACUCAAUAAAAUCGAAAAAUACCGCACAAAAAUAUCAAAACUAGUAGAUCUACAAAUUUUAACCGAAUUUCAUAAAAAAAUUAAAAAAAACGUUAAACAACAAAAAUUAAAGGAAAUAUAUAAAUAUACAGUUAUCCAAUCAAAUUUAUAAUUAACAUUACAAUACCAUAAAAAAUUAACUAGAUCUACAAUGUAACCUAAAUUAAAACUAGAUCUUUACAAAAACCUCGAGGGUGGGUGGUGCCGUUGUUGUUGCGGUGUUGUUGUUGGUGUUGAUGUUGGUCAACGCUGGUUGUGGUUGUUGACGGUGGCUGUUGUUGUUGACGGUGGUUGUUACGCCGUAGUUGUAAUUGGUGGGUGGCGUCGGAAAUGACGAGAGAACAAAAGGGGGAAAGGA
Molecule: messenger RNA, 4003 nt
Organism: Chenopodium quinoa (quinoa)
Lineage: Eukaryota; Viridiplantae; Streptophyta; Magnoliopsida; Caryophyllales; Amaranthaceae
Product: putative pseudouridine synthase C1A4.09
Exons: 3
Coding region: 362-1030 (222 amino acids)
Biological process (GO): pseudouridine synthesis
Cellular component (GO): nucleus
Molecular function (GO): RNA binding; pseudouridine synthase activity
Source: RefSeq, a predicted model, not a curated record